Phodopus roborovskii (desert hamster) is the source of this 1132-nucleotide messenger RNA. Its product is annotated as bile salt sulfotransferase 2. Gene Ontology annotation, cellular component: cytoplasm. Gene Ontology annotation, molecular function: sulfotransferase activity. Bases 90 to 944 code for a protein of 284 amino acids. NCBI's taxonomy places the organism in Eukaryota, Metazoa, Chordata, Mammalia, Rodentia, Cricetidae. The transcript is spliced from 6 exons. The record is from RefSeq and is a predicted model, not a curated record. Gene Ontology annotation, biological process: sulfation.
ACUAUAAACUUUACCACUUAAGAUUUGCUAUAAGCUGAACAGUUGGCUACAGCUGGAAUCCUAACAGCACCCACAAAGAGCUCUUUGCCAUGUCAGACUACACUUGGUUUGAAGGAAUUCCUUUCCCUAUUCUAGGGUAUAAAAAAGAAAUACUUACAGAAACUUGUAAUAAGUUUGUGAUCAGAGAUGAAGACACGAUCAUAGUGACUUACCCCAAAUCAGGAACUAACUGGCUGGUUGAGACUGUCUCCUUGAUUCAGAGCAAGGGGAAUCCAGAGUGUGUCCAAUCCAUGCCUGUCUGGGAACGUUCACCCUGGAUAGAAACUGAAAUAGGACAGAAAUAUUUGAUCAGUAAUGAAAGGCCACCUCUGCUCAUCUCUCACCUUCCCUUCCAUCUUUUCCCCAAGUCUUUCUUCCAUUCCAAGGCCAAGGUGAUAUAUGUCAUGAGAAAUCCCAGAGAUGUUCUUGUGUCUGGUUACUUUUUCUGGAGUAAGUCAAACCUUGUCAAGAAUGCAGACUCACUGUCAACUUAUUUUGAAUGGUUCCUCAAAGGAAAUGUGGCAUAUGGGUCAUGGUUUGAGCACAUCCGUGGCUGGCUGUCCAUGAGAGGAAGUGAAAACUUCCUGCUGCUGAGCUAUGAAGACAUGAAAAAGGACACAAGAAAAACAAUAGAGAAGAUCUGUGACUUCCUAGGAAAGAAAUUAGAGUCAGAUGAGCUGGAUAUGGUCCUCAAGAAUAUAUCCUUCAAAGCCAUGAAAGAAAAUAAAAUGUCCAAUUUUAGUCUCAUCACAGACGAUAUGAUUCCUAAUGGUUUAGUCCUCCUGAGAAAAGGCGUAACUGGGGACUGGAAGAAUCACUUUACAGUAGCACAAGCUGAAGCCUUCGAUAAAGUAUUCCAGGAGAAAAUGGCCGGGUUUCCUCCAGAGCUUUUCCCAUGGCAAUAACCACUUAAGACUUCAUGUAUGGACAGCUAGGUGUAAUUUUCUGUAUAUGUGAAUGAUUGCAUGAGGUCAUAGAAUAAAUCCUGUUACUGAAUUGUGUAGUUUUUUUUUUUUUUUUAAGAUUUUAGUAGUAGCAUUAGAAGUAGUGGUAGUAGCACUGGAGUAAUAGUAGAUCUAACAUGUGUGUAUGU